AUGUGUGUUUUUUGAAACAUCUUGAUUUUUGUUGAAAUUUUAAGAAUCAGUUAUUGGAAUAGAGAUGAAGGAUAGGAAAUUUUAAUGCAAAGGACAAUUCUUUGAGGGAGACUAGUUCUCCUGCACACUAUGCUCAUGGUUACAGUGGUGUGAGUCAUUGAGCAAACUUCCUGGCAUUUCUGCCAGCUGUGAUUUCUCAGUAUUUUAAAGGAGGUGAUAACUGAAUUAUAAAUAGAUGAUAGGUUCCAUCUGUAAAUUUCUAAGCUAGAUCCAGAGUUUUCCAGAAGGUGUUGGUGCUUUUUUGGACCCUGGGUUGUUUCUGGCUACGAUACUUUGCCAGGAGGGCAGCUGAUUAGCCUCCAGACAUGCAGACACGUCAGGCUCCUUGUAGCGAGAUGCUCGCUCAGUGUCUUGAUUCUGUAUAGCACGUGCACUUGGAAUGACUUCCAGAUUUGCACUCCAGUUCAACCCCUUGCUCUCCUAGGUCUGCUAGCCAUCAGGAACUUACCUGACUGCUGAAAUCCUUGCAGUGUCAUUGGGAGACCAACAAAAUAAAAGCAAAACCAUAUGGGAAGUGAUAAAGUCUGUGCCAGACUUUGUUACUGAUAUUCUGAGUUGCCCAACCUCUCUCAUACUAGUUCAUUUUAAGGAACUGAUUGAUUUAAAUGUGUUAUUUAAAAUUAAAUAAAUAUUUACAGGCUUACUUUUUAAUUUUUUUUUUUUGAGGGCUGGGAUAUGUGAUUACCUAUACAUGCAUCCGAAAUACAUGCAUACAUGUGUGUUUUGCUGUGGUACUCCGAUAACUAGAACCACUUUUAAAUGGUGGUUCUAGUUAUCUAAUUAGACACAGUGGGCUCCUCCCAUUGUGUCAGGCUUUCUUAACACAGAAGGGAGCUGAACCAUGCAAUUACCUUCAUGGAGACCAGUCUUGUCUGUUCAGAGCUGUGGCAGAGGGGGUCCAAGUUACCUACCAGCAUCAGAGCCUGUCAACUGCUGUGUUGGGUGGUUAAAAAGACCUGUGAAGCUGUAACAACUCCUUGCAUCAGAACAGGGAGAGGGCUCUUCCCAGGCUUGCUGUUGAAAUGAGGCACAUGGUUGUGUGGUCUCCAGCCCUAGAAAUGCUCUCUGGAGCUUUCCAGUCAACAGGAAGUGCUAGCAGUUGCUGGUGGCUAAUUUAAGCAGCUGCUUUUCAAGACAGUGUCAGUGGUGUCCUUUCUGUGUAUUCAAGCAGAAGCUGAUCUGGUGGUGUUGAGACAGCACAGUGUUUUGGGGUGGUGAUGGGCGUCCCACAGGGCUCUGAGUGUAUGAGUGUGGCUUCCUUUUGCAUGAACUCGCUUGGCCGGGGUGUGAGCUAAGGGACCAGCAGUUUGCAGCUUAAGUGAUGUUUUUGCCUCCUUUGCAGACCUGGGAGGGCUUCAGGACCGUUGUCUGGGUCUCAGGGCACAGCCUGCCGGAGGCACUGGAAGUGGAUUGGUUCCUGGUCAUGCCCGGUGGAAGGAGGGGACCCAGCCGGCAGCAGCUAAGCCGUUCAGCUUUGCCUUCUCUCCAGACGCUGGUUGGUGGGAGCUGCGGGAACGGUACUGGUUUGAGAAACAGGAAUGGUAGUGCCAUCAGCCUCUCUGCACCUCCGAUCACAGCGCUGAUUACGCCAGAGCCUGUACGUCACUGCCGGAUCCCUGAACUGCCACUGGAUGGGAGCCUUCUCUUUGAAUUCCUGUUCUUCAUCUACCUACUGGUAGCCCUCUUCAUUCAGUACAUCAACAUCUACAAGACUGUCUGGUGGUACCCAUACAAUCACCCUGCAUCCUGCACCUCACUGAAUUUUCACCUCAUUGACUACCACCUGGCGGCGUUCAUCACAGUGAUGCUGGCUCGGAGGCUGGUGUGGGCCCUCAUCUCUGAGGCCUCUCAGGUGGGUGCGACAUCAGUGAUUCACUACCUGGUGCGCCUGGUGCUGCUCACCCUCUGUGGAUGGGUGCUCUGCUGGACUUUGGUCAACCUCUUCCGCAGCCAUUCUGUUCUCAACCUUCUCUUCCUGGGCUACCCGUUUGGUGUCUACGUUCCUCUGUGCUGCUUCCACCAGGACAGCAGAGCACAGCCCCUUCCUGCAGACUGUGGUUACUUGGUACAGGACCAGAUGGUGGAUGAUGGGUCUUCAGCUGUCAGCAGCCUGGUCAAACCCAAAGAUUUCCUCUCGCUUCUGUGGGAGUCCCUGAGAGAACAGUUCAAUAACCCUACAUCUAUCCCCACUCACAGCUGCCCCCUCUCCCCAGAUCUCAUCCGCAAUGAGGUGGAGUGCUUAAAAGCAGACUUCAACCGCAGGAUCAAGGAAGUUCUCUUCAACUCUCUCUUCAGUGCCUACUACGUGGCGUUUCUGCCACUGUGUUUUGUGAAGAGUACCCAGUACUACGACAUGCGCUGGUCCUGCGAGCACCUCAUCAUGGUGUGGAUCAAUGCCUUUGUCAUGCUCACCACUCAGCUGCUGCCUCCCAAGUACUGUGACCUGCUCCACAGAUCAGCUGCCCACCUUGGCAAGUGGCAGAAACUAGAACACGGUUCCUACAGCAAUGCUCCACAGCAUAUCUGGUCAGAAAACACAAUAUGGCCGCAAGGAGUUCUGGUGCGACGGAGCCGAUGCCUGUAUAAAGCAGUUGGGCCUUACAACGUAGCAGUGCCUUCAGAUGUGUCCCACGCCCGCUUUUAUUUCCUUUUUCACCGUCCAUUACGGCUGCUCAACCUGCUGAUUCUCAUUGAAGGCAGCGUGGUCUGCUACCAGCUCUACUCGCUGCUGCGCUCAGAGAAGUGGAACCAUACCCUCUCCAUGGCCCUCAUCCUUUUCUGCAAUUACUAUGUUUUAUUUAAGCUCCUCCGGGACCGGAUAGUAUUAGGCAGGGCAUACUCCUACCCACUUAACAACUAUGGACUCAAGGCACACUAGGCCGGCCAAAUGUGUACCCCUUCUCUUUCCUUUCUCACAUGGCAGGGAGGGAACCUCAGAAAAAAAAAAUAUUUUCGUACAGUUCUAUUUUUUUUUCUUGCGGCGUUUAUAAAUAUUUAAAAUAUUUUA
Molecule: messenger RNA, 3067 nt
Organism: Athene cunicularia (burrowing owl)
Lineage: Eukaryota; Metazoa; Chordata; Aves; Strigiformes; Strigidae
Gene: TMEM39A
Product: transmembrane protein 39A
Exons: 8
Coding region: 1382-2938 (518 amino acids)
Biological process (GO): negative regulation of autophagosome maturation; negative regulation of autophagosome assembly
Cellular component (GO): endoplasmic reticulum membrane
Source: RefSeq, a predicted model, not a curated record